UGAUAGAAAAAUUUUCCAUACGAGCUAGUAAUGCGUACGCAAGUAUGCCUGGCCUCUGAAGCCUUCAAGUACAUAAUAAUCUGGGGACCAAAGGCGAGACCAAGGUAUCCUUGCUUUGAGGUAACGCUAGCGUCGCAUUUUCCAUGAACUCUUUCGAUUUUGUUUUGAGGAGGAAAGUUUCCUAGUACGCAUAGCAAAGGUUAAAAAGAAACAAUACAACUUGUAGAAGCUGCAACUUAGUUAGCUAGCUACCUAUUUAAACCAAUUUCUUCACCGCAAACUGCAAAGACAUUUACUUCCUUCUUCCUCAACUCAAAUUCCUUCUCAAUCUUUUCUCAUAGCCGUCGCUGUUCAUUAUAUACGGAUAGCUUGUUGUGUCCCGAAUCACGACUAUUUACCCCUCUCUACCGCAUUCGAUUUGGCGUGACCUCACCGACAUUUCUUGCACACGAUGGCCGUGCAAGGUGGAGGAGCGGAGGAGGAUGUGUACGCCACUCUUCUCUUAAGCGAUACAUAUUUGCCUGGUGCCCUCGUGCUUGCGCACUCCCUACGAGAUGCCGGUACUACUAAGAAACUGGCAGUCCUGGUCACCUUGGACACUGUAUCGGCUGAAGUCAUAACCGAACUCAAGAAUGUGUAUGACCACGUCAUUCCAGUUAGCCGAAUAACCAACUCUCAACCCUCCAACCUACAAUUGAUGAACCGAGCCGAUUUGCACUCCGCGUUCACCAAGAUCACCCUUUGGAAACAAACCCAGUUCCGAAAGAUUGUCUACAUAGACAGCGAUGUGGUUGCCUAUGAAGCUCCGGACGAGCUCUUUGAUAUUACCCACCCCUUCUCGGCAGCUCCCGAUAUUGGAUGGCCGGAUCUCUUCAAUACGGGUGUUAUGGUUCUGACUCCGAACGAGACCGACUACCAAGCUAUGGCGGCAAUGUCGGAGCAGAACAUUUCGUUCGACGGCGCCGAUCAGGGUCUUAUUAACAUGCACUUCGGCAGUAACUAUAACCGUCUUAGCUUUGCCUAUAACGUCACUCCUUCUGGCCAUUACCAGUAUGUUCCCGCUUACCGCCAUUUCCAGUCCAAUAUCAAAAUGGUUCACUUCAUCGGCCCCGAAAAGCCGUGGUUCAGGGGAAGACGUGCCAGCACCGGCAGUUCGCCCUUUGAGGAAAUGGUUGGUAAAUGGUGGGCUGUUUACGAUAAACAUUACGGAGGGACUAAUGCGACAACGACAUCGAUUAUUGGUUCUAACGCAACCAAAUCUGGGUCGGAAUUGGUGCAAUAUUUUACCACAGGAGAAUAUCAGUACCGUCACCAUGGUGCAAGCACCAUAACCCCGUCUUCUCAUGCCAACGUUGGGCAGACGGCAUCAUUCCGCUCUGCACAGGGGUCUCAUAAUGGGUACGAUCAUCCGAAGGGGUUUGUUCCAUUCUUUGAUCCAGAUCUACCAAAGCCUAUAUUCCCCUGGGAAGCUCAUCGAGAGCGGCCAUCUCGCGUAUUUGCCGAUGAUUACCCCAGUCGCAGAGAGUCCAUAGCUAGUAUUCCAGACACCCCCACGAUCGUGCCCUCAAUCGCGGAUUUGGCAGAAAGGAGCGAGCCGCCCACACCAACUAUGCAAGCUCUGCAAGCCAUGUCCGGUGACACGUGGUCCUCGUUUACACUGACUAAUGCUUGGGACGAGAUACCUGAGAUUGAGCGCUAUGCCGAGAAGUUCCAGCAACAUCGGCGUAAACGAAGCACUAAAUCUCCGGGUCCUCCAGCGUUACCUUCUGAUGAUGCUGACAUCCCCCAUCGUCGGCGACAGGGCAGCAAGGUUACCGACUUCCCUAGUGAAACAGAGCGUCCUAGCCUACCAGUCACACCGGCACCCAUCCACCCCGGCGUCGGUUCUCAUAACCCGCUGCUGCCGGCCGCAGACAACGUGCCGGGGCAGGCUGAAUGGGUAUGUUCGCACGGAAGACGUUGGGCUCCUGCAGACUGCCUUUGCGACGUGACUAACAUACUACACUAUCACAAGGAUCCUGUGGUCCAACUUCAGAAAUUGGCUAAGCAGCAGUCUGAGGUAUUGCUGCGAAAGCUCGGAAGUGGUGAUCCCGAUAGCAGUGAUUUGCCUUCUAGGCUCCUGCCUUUCGGCUCCGACUUGCAGGCCUAUGUUGCGCAAACUUCCAAUGUCUUUAGUCCACAGCCGCUGAAAGGCGACAUCCGCUCAGCUGGAGUUUACGACAUUGAUUCCAACCUGGAGCCGACUCCUAGCGUAGCUUCAACUGUGGUAGGAGACAUGCUGGAACCCAGCUAUACAGGCCCUGGGCCUGCAUUUGAGAAGGGCGAGAUCAUAUUUACCGAAGACAUACCCACCCCACGAACCACCACACCUCAACCCAGCGAAGCAGCGAGGGCCCCAGCCAUACCUGAACCAAGCUAUGCUGGUCCUGGUCCUGUGUUUGAGAAGGGUGAAAUAGUCUCCGCGGGGGAGUAAGUUCAGCGAGCUAUGGUUUGGUAGACUUUGAAAUCUGGUCCAACUUGAUAGGGCGAGAUCUCAUCCUUGCUGGUGAAUAUGAAAAAGGAGAGCUGGACAGUGCCCGUUUAGGGAUGGCUAUGGAUAUUGUUGGUGGGUUACAGGCUUAGGGGCUGUUCGGCGUUUGUGGAAGAAUGGCCCAGUUAUGCGAUGGACGACCGUAAAGGGGUUUAUGACACAGAACCCAUACGACAUUACUUUUCUUACUUUCGAACUGGAUACCGAACCGGAGUGGAGGCAGACAACAGUUAUGAUUUUUACUUCUACGAUGAUGAUUUCCGGCUCAACAGGCUGGGUCCGUCUUGUUUAUGCCGGGGUCUGUAAAGCCCCAUUUCCUAUCCCUUCAUAUUUGAGACUUGCCUAUCCAUUUUGGAAGAUUCUCAUUUCAUUUGUUUUCUCGUCCCCCACGUCCUUUUGCACAGAAUACUACAUUUGCAUCAAUACCACGUAACAAAAAGCUAGUGAAUAUUUGUCGCGCGUAUUGUAGCAUACUUGCAUAGCAUAGGGCUAGCGCGGAGCGAGCAUCGUUUCUUUUCUAUUUUAAUAAUUGGAGGACUCGAACAGCACACGAGAGAUUUGGGAUGAGGAUGUAUAUAUGGUAUAUAAUCACAUAUUUCUAUGAUUGAGGA
Molecule: messenger RNA, 3141 nt
Organism: Annulohypoxylon maeteangense
Lineage: Eukaryota; Fungi; Ascomycota; Sordariomycetes; Xylariales; Hypoxylaceae
Product: glycosyltransferase family 8 protein
Exons: 6
Coding region: 452-2473 (673 amino acids)
Cellular component (GO): cytoplasm
Molecular function (GO): glycosyltransferase activity
Source: RefSeq, a predicted model, not a curated record